Molecule: messenger RNA, 1860 nt
Organism: Lampris incognitus (smalleye Pacific opah)
Lineage: Eukaryota; Metazoa; Chordata; Actinopteri; Lampriformes; Lampridae
Gene: ube2na
Product: ubiquitin-conjugating enzyme E2Na
Exons: 4
Coding region: 102-554 (150 amino acids)
Biological process (GO): DNA damage tolerance; protein K63-linked ubiquitination
Cellular component (GO): nucleus
Molecular function (GO): ubiquitin conjugating enzyme activity
Source: RefSeq, a predicted model, not a curated record
GUCGUGACGUAAGGAGACCGGAAGACGUGUGCGCUUGUCAGUGCCAGCGAGAGAGAAGAAGCGUUGAGUGGUGUCACUGCUGAAACCGCAUUAAAGACAAGAUGGCAGCGCUGCCCCGCAGGAUCAUUAAGGAGACCCAGCGUUUGCUUGCUGAGCCUGUCCCAGGUAUCAAAGCUGAGCCGGAUGAGGGGAACGCUCGCUACUUCCAUGUGGUCAUCGCUGGUCCUCAGGACUCCCCUUUCGAGGGGGGCACAUUUAAACUUGAACUCUUUCUUCCAGAAGAAUAUCCUAUGGCAGCUCCUAAAGUACGCUUCAUGACCAAAAUAUAUCAUCCCAAUGUAGACAAGUUGGGAAGAAUAUGUCUAGAUAUUUUGAAAGAUAAGUGGUCUCCAGCCCUGCAGAUUCGUACAGUGCUGCUAUCAAUCCAAGCAUUACUAAGUGCACCCAAUCCUGACGAUCCCCUAGCAAACGAUGUUGCAGAGCAGUGGAAGCGCAAUGAAGCCCAAGCCAUAGAGACAGCCAAGACAUGGACCAGGCUUUAUGCUGAAGCGUAGAGUGGUGUAAGAAGCGGAGAAACAAGUGGAAGUCAAGUGUGAACACAACUCCUCAUGUUCUGCCAAGACCUCUUCCUACUUCAUUCGCAUUUAAAGGACACAGUCUUAAAAAUAUAUAUAUAUAUAUUAUAAAACAAACAUUGAGGAUAUAUUGUAAAGGAAAAAAGACAACUGCUGACAAUUGGUGAUUUAAAUGCACACUAGAGAAAAAAAGACUUGUCUUUGUCCUAAAUCACUACUGUUCAGAUGCAUGGGCAGAGGUUUUAGAUCUACUCACCUGGCUUCUUUUCGUCCAUUGAUUUUGGGAGGCUUUCGCCAACCUCUGCUUUAACAAGCGCAUUUUCGGGGGUGGGUAUCAUGUGUAUGUCCCACUUUUUUGCGGGGGGAGGGGCAAGUGGGAAUGGCAGGGAGGGAAGAGAGGCUGGAUCUUGUCAGCAUAGUAUACUUUUUACUUUUCUUUUAACUUUGCUUUCUUUUGUUGCUGGUUUGUUUGGUAAAAGCAACAAACUACUAGCCCAUUGUAGACACGCCGCCUGUGGAGACAGACCACGGACUGUGUAGAAUGCCCAGCAGGACACCUCAUCAAACCAUAGCCCUGGUUUUUCUGUUUUAACCACAUAGCACUCCAACAUCGUAAUUAAAAAUGAUAUGACUAAAGAAACAUCAUCUGAGCCUGUCACCAUCACCUUAACGUUUGUGAACGUUUUCAGCGUAGACCUUAGUGUUAGCAUGUGACCAGUGUGGUGCUGCGGUCAAGAGGGUAUGUUGGGCGUAGGCUGGGAGGGAACGGUGUCUGUAUUUUGUUGUCAUAUCAGAUCCUCUGUCUCAUUUGGAUCUUUUCACGCCAUCGCCCUGCUAAUGACUCUGCGCUCCUCUGUCCGUCGUCACGCACCCGUACUGGAGGACUCGACAGGUCACUUCCUCCCAGCUGGCAUUUGUCUCACGAAAUAAGAGUUGCAUUUGAGUCGUCACUUGUUUGAUGGUGUAAGCAGCGGCUUGGGUAGGGAUGGGAGGGUGGGGGCGGCACAGUUGGGGAUGGGGGUCUUUUGGGUUGGGUUCGACGGAACUGGCCUUCAGAGCAGACAUCGGGUCAAUGCAGGAUCAAAUUCCUAAGAGAUCAAUGAAGGCUUUGUGUCUCACCUGUUAGCUUGGUCUGUGGUUGAGAAGUCUGUAUUAAAUCCAAUGUUUGAAAAUUCAUUCUUUCUAUUAAUCUGGGGAGGAAAUAUUUUCCCGCUCUCAGAAUGCUAUGGAAACAGUCCACCUGCAUACCUUUUUUUUUUUUUUCUGUAAAUAAAAUCUGUUGAUU